Bicyclus anynana (squinting bush brown) is the source of this 2100-nucleotide messenger RNA. It is a transcript of the gene Bx42, whose product is annotated as puff-specific protein Bx42. Gene Ontology annotation, biological process: mRNA splicing, via spliceosome. Bases 81 to 1775 code for a protein of 564 amino acids. Gene Ontology annotation, cellular component: spliceosomal complex. The record is from RefSeq and is a predicted model, not a curated record. Lineage: Eukaryota; Metazoa; Arthropoda; Insecta; Lepidoptera; Nymphalidae. The transcript has 12 exons.
AACAUGUUUUGACUGUCAUUGUCAUACUCGUAAUCAAAUUGACAAUUAACUUUGUCAAAAACUCAAAACUCAAAUUGUCAAUGUCAAAUCUCAAUCUGUCAAACAAAAUGGCGUCUUUGUCGAGCUUGUUACCUGCCCCCGUACAACCAGUAUGGGAUCGGGAUGACGAACAGAGGACGAAACUUGUGGGUAGUGGAGUUGUGGUGUCCCAAACAAGUGUUCCGCCUUAUGGUCAGAGAAAAGGAUGGGUCCCAAGGGCAGAAGAAGAUUUUGCAGAUGGAGGGGCAUUCCCAGAGAUCCAUGUGGCCCAGUACCCGCUGGGUAUGGGUGCGAGGGGUAAAGAGAGCACAUCAAAUGCAUUAGCUGUGCAGUUGGAUGAGUCAGGAAGAGUGAAGUACUCUGCAAUAGCCAGACAAGGUCACAGUGCUGAUAAGAUAAUCUACUCAAAAUUAACAGACCUACUGCCAUCAGAAGUAUUAGCAGAAGAUGAUGCCACUCUACAGAAGCCUACGGAAGACGACAUUCAGGACAUCACUGAGAAGACAAAGCAGGCUCUGGAGAAACUCACCAACGCUAAGAUAUCAGCUGCUUUACCUGUGAAGGCUGCUCCAAAAGCUGCACCGGCUCAGUACAUUCGCUACACACCGGCGCAGCAGGGCGGCGCGUUCAACAGCGGAGCCAAACAGAGGGUUAUUCGCAUGGUGGAGGCGCAGUCGGACCCGCUGGAGCCGCCGCGCUUCCAGAUCAACCGCAAGAUCCCGCGCGCGGCGCCGUCGCCGCCCGCGCCCGUGCUGCACUCGCCGCCGCGCCGCGUCUCCGUCAAGCAGCAGCGCGACUGGAAGGUGCCGCCCUGCGUGUCGCACUGGAAGAACGCCAAGGGUUACACAAUACCCUUGGACAAGCGUCUAGCCGCGGACGGUCGCGGUCUCCAGCAGGUGCACAUAAACGAGAACUUCUCCAAACUGGCCGAGGCGUUGUACAUAGCUGACAGGAAGGCCAGAGAGGCUGUUGAAGCGAGAGCUCAACUCGAGAGGAGAUUGGCGCAGAGGGAGAAAGAGAAGAAGGAGGAGCACUUGAGGAUGCUAGCGCAACGGGCCAGGGACCACCGAGCUGGUAUACGGAACCCUGAUGAGGAGGGUGUGGAGGAGGGCGCUGGGCCCGUGCCGGAGGGCGAGCUGUCUGCUGCUGAACGAGAGAGACUCCGCACAGAUAGACAUAGAGAGAGGCAACGGGACAGGAACUUAGCACGUGCCGCGCCUGACAAGAGAUCGAAGCUGGUGAAGGAGCGCGAGCGCGACAUAUCUGAACAGAUCGCACUGGGGCUGCCCGCCAAAACCAACCAGGGCGGAGAGGGCAUGUUCGAUCAGCGACUCUUCAACAAUAGCCGGGGCAUGGACAGCGGUUACGGCGACGACGAGGCGUACAACGUGUACGACAAGCCGUGGCGCAACCAGGACACGGUGGGCGCGCACAUCUACCGGCCCGCGCGCAACGCCGACAAGGACAACUACGGCGGCGACCUCGACACCAUCGCCGCCACCAAGCGUUUCGUGGCAGACAAAGGUUUUGCCGGCGCCAGCAGCACCAACACUCGCUCGGGACCCGUCAACUUUGAGAAGGACGGCACCAGAGAGGAACCUCCCCGGAGCACGCAGCCCGAGGCGGACUUUGACCCGUUCGGUCUGGACCGGUUCUUGAGCGAGGCCAAGCGCGCGGACAAGUCGGGACGCAAGAGAGACCACCACGAGCCGCACGCCAAGAAGCGACGCGACUAGCGACACAUAUAUCAGAUGUUACCAUUCAUUGCCUUCAUUUUAUGAAAAAGGACCUACUUUACUCAGUUUUAAAGUCUAACAUGCUACAUUGUUAAUAGGUGAAAAUAAUUACAAAAAAUACAGUUUACUAGAAAUCAGAUGAAAUUAAGCUUAAAUGAAAGGACAUUAGGUCUAAUUUACCUUGACGUUAAGACUUUGCUAUAGUGUGACGAAAGUUAGUUUAUCAUCCACGUCACAUGUUUUUGAACGGACUAUUUUGUAAUAGCAAUAAAUAUUUGUAAUUUAAGUUAGUUAAUAAAUGUAAUAAAGUUUUAUUUGUAUAAAA